GACACUAAUCAGCUGAUUGAAUAAACAUGCAUGAAAUCUAAUCAAAGAAGCAAACAAAGGCUGAACACUCUUUAAAAGAAUUCUGUUGUAUUAGUUAGUGAUUAUAUAGUUUUCAUGUGAGAGCCAUGGAAAAAGAUGACGAAUUUUUACAUGGAUAUUUUAAUUUCAUAUCCCAACUCUGCUUUGAUAAGGCCAAGGAGCAUGUUGAGAAAGAAAAGGAAGCUAAUAAAUCAGCUUUGAACCAAUCACUGACUUGGGCUAUGAUUUUAGCACAGUUGCAGCAAAUAGCAUUAGCUGAGAAGAGCUAUAUGGAAAUUGGUUUUCUGCAGAACAAGAACAAAGGAUUUUUGAGAAAAGAUAAUUCUCUCAGGGCAAUAUAUGAGACAAUAAAAUAUGAUAUGAAAAAAAUUGAAGAAACAAGCAAACAGUCACAGAAUGAUCAAAAGUAUGCAAGUAUUGGCCUCAAUAUUGAUCAGUUUCUUAAUGCUCGAAUGAGUCUUAUAGACUUUUAUGAUAAAAUGUAUUUAAAUAGUGCCAAUAGUAUCUUAAGAUAUAAUGAUAUGUUGCAAACCAUUAACAUUUUGAUUCAGAAAAAUGUUGAUAUGUUCACAGACAUUAGGUUUACACCAAUCAAGGCAGUUUUCAGUUUAGAAUGUUCCAUUUUAGAACAACUUUUUAAAGCUUUAACUGAGUUACAAAGAUUGCAGUUUUUGCCAUCUCUGUCUCUUAUACAUGGGGCGCAUACACAGUUAGCAGCUUGGGAGAAUAAAAUACAGAAUAGAGAGACAUGGAAAUUGGGUUUUUUGAAAAACAACCAAUUGCCGGCAUUGUUCCAAUGGCAUUUGAAGUUGAAAGGCGCGGUGUUAAGUAAAUUCAGCUUAUUUUUCCAUGACACUUUGGCUUCCCAAACGUCUAACAAUGAGAUGAGACAAAUGUGUUCGAAAUUGCAUUUCGAUUAUUACAAUAAAAUGGCAAGCUUCCAGAAAAAGUACGACGCUGUUUCGGUUUUAUUUUUAUCGCCAAGUCAAGUUAGUUGCGACACUACAGAUUAUGAAAGUUUUCCAGUUAUUGUUGCGUGCCCUCCUAGACCGCCACCAAUAAUCGACAUGAUUUUGAAAUUAAUUGCUGAUUUUACAACCGAUUUGGAAAUUCCAGAUAAAGUAAUUUUUAAAUAUAUAGUUGAGGAUAAAUAUAUGUUCAUCAUAACGACUUUAGAACCAAAUAUAUAUUUAAUAAUUACAUUUGAAAGUAAAAAGACUGAAAAGGAUACUUAUAUAACGAAUUUUAUAACGGACAUAUGUGCAAAUUUGCGAUGUACGAAAAUAUUUACUGGGAUCAAAAAUCAUGCUAAAUAAGAUACAAUAAGAUGAAUUCCAUAACAUAUCAGGGUGCAGUGCCAUAUGAAGCUACUCCUAAAUGCUAUUUUAAUUA
This is a messenger RNA of Nicrophorus vespilloides, 1431 nucleotides long. Its product is annotated as UPF0536 protein C12orf66 homolog. Gene Ontology annotation, cellular component: KICSTOR complex. Gene Ontology annotation, biological process: negative regulation of TORC1 signaling; cellular response to glucose starvation; protein localization to lysosome. Lineage: Eukaryota; Metazoa; Arthropoda; Insecta; Coleoptera; Silphidae. The transcript is spliced from 8 exons. The record is from RefSeq and is a predicted model, not a curated record. The coding region runs from base 126 to 1355 and encodes 409 amino acids.